UGUUGCUCCUACAACAACAACUACUGCCCCGACAACAACAACUAUGGCAGCCACUACAACAACUGCUACUUUGACCACAACUACUGACCCGACAACAACAACUGCUGCUCCAACAACAACAACUGGUGUUCCUCCUACAAUUACAACUACACCAUCAACUACAUCAACUUCUGCUCCAACAACAACGACGGCAGCAUCUACAACAACUGCUGUUCCAACAACAACAACUGUUGCUCUGACAACAACAACUCCUGCCCCGACAACAACAACUACGGCAACAACUAGAACAACUGUUGCUCCUACAACAACAACUGCUGCUCCGACAACAACAACUGCUGCCCUGACAACAACAGGAACGGCAGCAACAACAACAACUGCUAAUCCAACAACAACUGCUGCUCCAGCAACAUCUACGAUAGCAACUACAACAACUGGUGCUCCAACAACAACUACAGCAGCCACUACAACAACUACUGCCCCGACAACAACAACUGCUGCCCCGACCACAACAACCACGGCAGCAACUACAACAACUGCUACUGCAACAACAACAACUCCUGCCCCGACAUCAACAACAACUGCUGCUCCAACAACAAGAACUACAGCAGCAACUUCAACAACAUCUGCUCCAACAACAACUACAGCAGCCCCUACAACAACUACUCCCCCGACAACAACAACUGUUGCUCCUACAACAACAACUACUGCCCUGACAACAACAACUAUGGCAGCCACUACAACAACUGCUACUUUGACCACAACUACUGACCCGACAACAACAACUGCUGCUCCAACAACAACAACUGGUGUUCCUCCUACAAUUACAACUACACCAUCAACUACAACAACUGCUGUUCCAACAACAACAACUGUUGCUCUGACAACAACAACUCCUGCCCCGACAACAACAACUACGGCAACAACUACAACAACUGCUGCUCCAACAACAACUACAACAGUUACUACAACAACUACUGCCCCAACAACAACAACUGUUGCUCCUACAACAACAACUACUGCCCCAACAACAACAACUGUUGCUACUACUACAACAACUACUGCCCCAACAACAACAACCGUUGCUCCUACAACAACAACUACUGCCCAACUCCUCACUGAGGCAACAACCAACUUGACUCCUGAACAUGUUUAUUCCAUCCAAGCUGACCUGCCAGACGAGCCAUAUACAGCUGAUCUUGAUGACCGAACCAGCAGUCGAUACAAAAAUCUUGAAAAACGACUUGUAGGGCCAUGUAAUAAAAUAUACAAACGGAAAUAUCCUGUCACCUUUUCUCACUGCAAAGUGAAGAGUUUCAGACCUGUUUCUGCGCGAACAAGAGCAAACGGAACUGAGGCAGAUUUGGGGGUUGUGUUCUUUAACACUGUUGCCAUUUUAGAUCUCCCAACGGAGAACAAAGUUGCUCAAGUCUUAAUAGACAGUGUAAAUAAUUCCAACAACACAUUCAACGUGACCAUAAAUACUGGGACAAUUCAAGUAAUAGCAAGUCCAGUUGGAAGUACUAAUGCAACUGCUGCAACAACAACCGCUGUACCUAUAACUGCUGCACCUGCAACCGCUGCACCUGCAACUGUAGCACCUGCAACCGCUGCACCUGCAACUGUAGCACCUGCAACCGCUGCACCUGCAACUGUAGAACUCACAACAAGACUGGUGGUUUUCAGAUCUGUUCUAGACACAUUUACAGAUGACUUGUUGGACACAUCAUCUGCUGCUUUUAAAAGUAGAGCUUCUAAUAUAAAGAGACAGCUUGAACCUCGCUACCAAAAAGAAUUCCCCUUUUCCUUCAAGUCCUUGGACGUUGUGGAAUUCAGAAGUGGAUCAGUCUUCAACAACAUGCAUCUUAUCUUCCAAGGCUCAUCUGUUCUUACUAGAGCUGAGAUUGCGAAUGUUUUGCUGAGUGCAGCUUCAAGCGUCACCAACUUCGACAUUGAAGGCAGCUCCAUCGCCGUGGAUGGCAUAUCUUCAAGUGGAGUAAGCCAAAAGAUCAGUCUCGUCACUGCAUCCUGUCUGGUGCUGUUGUCAUUGCUAAUGUCAAGCCAGCAAUAGCAUCUGUGUUGAUUUCCUUUGGAAUUUCUACUAGAACAUGGCCUCUGGAAGGAAAGGGGACUUCAUUGUCAGAAAAAUAUGAAGAUUAUUGAUUCUCUUAUCUGUUGAAUGGCUUUCAACCUUUGACACAUCAGUGACAGUGGAUUAAAUAUGUCUGUGGAACUGAACACGUUUCUGCGUGGCAACAUCCAGGAUCCUGGACAGAAUGACACAGACAACUAUAAGCCCCGUGUCUAUAUCACUGGAAUAACAAGGCAAACAACAUAACAACACUAUCUAUGAAACCCUGGGGUGUCUAAAAAUAUUCUACUGUUGAACUGUUACUAUCAAAAUGUAUCUUGUUUCACUCAGCACUGUGGUAUAGCGAUAUUUAAAAUAGCCUCCAAAUGCAUGUAGACGUAAUUUUUUCAUAAUCCUCCUAAGUAAUGAACAAAAAGACAAAGAAAAGUAAAUUGAAACAUAACCCCUUCAUGGUGGUGGUAAUUAAUUACUAUUUAGAUUUGUGUCUUAAAUUAAAUGAAGGAACAUAUGCAGGUCAUAGUUGGCUUCACACUCAACCUCAUAUAUUUGAUCAUAGGUCAUGGUGUAUAUAUGUUAAUGUGAAAAACACGACUGUCGAUUUUCUUAUUUAUAUAAAGUGUAUUUAUGUAAUAAUACAUUACUGUAUUCUGUGAGUUUUCCUGUAGUUUUUUAUUGCAUCUUUGAGAAACUUUACAAUGAUCAGAAUACAAAAUAUUGGAAAUGUCUCUCUUGUGUGAUGUUGUGAAGUUUUUAAUAAAGCAACAGUGGAUCAUAUCUUA
Molecule: messenger RNA, 2868 nt
Organism: Scophthalmus maximus (turbot)
Lineage: Eukaryota; Metazoa; Chordata; Actinopteri; Pleuronectiformes; Scophthalmidae
Product: mucin-5AC-like
Exons: 7
Coding region: 44-2068 (674 amino acids)
Source: RefSeq, a predicted model, not a curated record